AUGAAGUUGCACUAUAUUGGUAUCAUUAAGAACGAGUCGAAACCCGCACAUGAGUUGGUGGCCGAGAAAGAGCUUUCUGCCUAUUCGAGAUUUACGAGGAAUAACUAUGGAGAAUUCAUGACUCUCUUCAGCAAAACGGUGGCGGAAAGAACGAAGCCUGGACAACGGCAGGAUGUAGAGGAGCAAGAUUACACAUUCCAUGCCUAUGGCCGAACAGAAGGCGUAUGCGGUAUCAUAAUCAGCGACCACUCGUAUCCAGCCCUCGUAGCACAUCAACUCCUUUCCAAAGUCGUGGACGAAUUCCUCACAGCCCAUCCCCGGACCGAAUGGGCAAACUCAACACCCACGCUUGAAUUCCCAGAACUCAAAGAUUACUUGACGAAAUACCAGGAUCCCCAGCAGGCGGAUAGUAUUAUGAAGAUCCAGAAGGAGCUUGACGAGACGAAGAUUGUGUUGCAUAAGACCAUUGAGAGUGUGUUGCAGAGGGGAGAGAAGAUUGAUGAUCUAGUAGCGAAAAGUGAUGGACUGAGUGCUCAGAGCAAAAUGUUUUAUACACAAGCGAAGAAGCAGAACUCAUGCUGCGUUUUAAUGUAG
Messenger RNA from Glarea lozoyensis ATCC 20868, 594 nucleotides. RefSeq names its product SNARE-like protein. Gene Ontology annotation, molecular function: SNAP receptor activity. Gene Ontology annotation, biological process: endoplasmic reticulum to Golgi vesicle-mediated transport. Lineage: Eukaryota; Fungi; Ascomycota; Leotiomycetes; Helotiales; Helotiaceae. The transcript is spliced from 5 exons. The coding region runs from base 1 to 594 and encodes 197 amino acids. The record is from RefSeq and is a predicted model, not a curated record. Gene Ontology annotation, cellular component: Golgi apparatus; membrane.